Messenger RNA from Linnemannia hyalina, 2547 nucleotides. Lineage: Eukaryota; Fungi; Mortierellomycota; Mortierellomycetes; Mortierellales; Mortierellaceae. The record is from the annotation of a GenBank genome assembly.
AUGAUAUAUUUUACUCAACACUGGCAACAACAACAACAGCGACAGCAGCUGCCGUUGGACGGUUGCUUCGGGACCGCUACUGCCUGCCAAUUGAACGGCAACGAAAGCAGCGACAGCAGCUGCAAUCCCAGCGACUCCAGCAGCAAUUACAACAGCAGAACCAGCAGCAAUAACACCAGCUUCUCGUUCGACGACGACAACUGUACACAGCAACGACAACAGCAGGAGGGCCUGGAGCAUUUGUGGGUGGUUGAUGGGAUGUACUUCACCCCCAGCGACUCUCACUCGAGAGCACGAUCUGCAGUUGAGAGCACUACCGCCACCAACAGAGGAAAAGAUCGACGCCCACUUCCCUCAUUUCCCACAUCCUCGUCUCCUACUCCCGUUGCAUCGACUUCAACAGCAUCUGCGCUGGCACUCUCGCCACCACCUUCCCCAACGAUUCCAGCAAGACCACCGCUCAUCAGGAUCGAGUCCCAGGAACUCCUCCCGACCCGCCGUCCAGAGGUGUGGUUCCGAAGAUCGUCCUCUUCCAACUCUCUCUGUUCCUUGGCCUCUCGUCGGAGUAACAUUUCACGUCGCGACCCGCAACAACACCAGCAACAAUACCAGCAGCCACCAGAGCAACAGCAAGAGCAACAACAGCUGCAACAACAGCUACUACAACAACAUCAUCAGCAGACCGCCAAAACCGUCCACUGGGCGUCCCAUAGUGAAGUCUUUUUCAUUGAGACUGUUGAGGACUUGAUAGAUAUGGGGUACUUUGACGACUAUGAUUGUGAGAUGGGAUGGGAUUAUCGUGACGAGAGUCUGGAUGACGAUUUUUCGGUGACGAUGGAUUCUGAGGAGGACGAUGAUCUUGGAAGCGACUUUGAUGCCAUGAGUGAGAGGGAUGAGGCGGAGGAGGAUUUGGAGAGUCCGUCGGAGGAUGAACGGUUUGAGUACAUGUAUCGACGAAGUAUGAUUGAGAGGGCCCCAUCCUUUGACGAUGAUGAUAGUGAAGGUGAGGAGGAUAUGGAGGUGGAGAGUUCGGUUGCGGAGGAUGAGUUGAUCUAUCGUAUGGCGUCAGACCAGUUAUCGGAGCAGUACGAUGGUGUGAGCGGGAUCAUCCAACGAUUCCAGGCUCUCGAGAACCAGAACCAGAGCAAUGGUUUCACAAGAUUCAGUUCAAGCAGUGGGAUGUCGUCCGGAAUGAUCUCCCCUCCUGCGUCACCGUCGUCCCUGUAUCCCCCUCCACGACGGUCAAGUCUCACGUACCAGUCUAUUGUCGUCAGCAAGAGCGAUUGUGGUAGGAGCUCGUCUCCGACGUCGUCAUUGGGGUACUUGCCCUCGCCUUCCUGUUCGGCUCCGACAUCGCCCAAUCUGGCGCCUGCUAUAUCUUCGCCGAUUGCCUCUUCUGCGUUGAAAGGCAAGGACGGACCACCGAAGUCGGAUAGUGCGCAGGCCCUAGAUGAGGUUGCGGAGCGCAGUCGGAAAGGCCUCUUCGCAGUCAACAAACCCACCGGGAUCACCUCAACCACCAUCCUCGAUCACCUACAACAUGUCUGCAAACGGAAUCAGUCUCACCCCUUAGUCAAGGGCGUUCUAGAAGUCGACGGUUCGAAAAGGGCACAGAAGCGCGGAUUGGUCAAGAUUGGUCAUGGCGGCACGCUGGAUCCUUUGGCGCGGGGGAUAGUUGUGGUUGGGAUGGGAAUUGGGUGCAAGAAACUUCAUAACAUGAGCGGAUCCUCCAAGGUCUACAUUGCGGAAGCGCGGUUAGGAUACAGCUCAACGACUCUGGACUCAACAGGAUCUUUAGUUGACCAGAAACCGACAGACCAUAUCACCAAGGAACGGUUACUGGAUGCCCUUCAAGCCUUCAAAGGCGAGAUUUCCCAAACCCCACCCUUGUACUCGGCGCUGAAUAUGGAUGGAAAGAGAUUGUACGACUAUGCGCGUGAGGGGAUUCCGUUACCGAGAGAGAUCCCGUCAAGGAAGGUGCAGAUCCAUGGAUUGGACUUGCUCUCGUAUCCGGAUGAGGUGACAGUUCCAGAUCCUUGUCUGCAAGCCUUUGGGUUCCAGCUCGAUACCGAUUCCUCUGAUGCUUCCGUGAGUGACUCUUCCGUCGUCAACAGCUGUGACAAUGUCACAUUAAGCGGCGAUGAGGAUGACAAGAGCACGGCAGGAUCGAACGACGACUUAAAGGACGGCAUUCAGGAGGAACAGAAAACCUUUCGCCCAAAGAAAUUCAGCGACCCAACACUGACCGACCCAAAUCAUAUCCCCAUCCCACCGCCAACCAUCGGCGACAAAAGUCUCUAUUUCCAUAUUCGGGUCCAUUGCUCUUCGGGAACCUAUAUCCGUACAUUGAUUGCCGACAUUGCUUCGCAUUUGGGGACAGUGGGGUUGAUGACGGACUUGUUAAGGGUUGAGCAGUCGGGUUAUCGAUUAGGUGGUCCUGCGACUUUGGAGAUGCGCGAGUGUGAGGAUUUGGAGAGGGUUGAGGAUGCUAUCCAGGCUGGGAACCGGAUCUGGGAUGAGCGUACUCGUCAGCAUCACCAGGAAUAA